UUUUAAUCAUAUCUACAUCAGUUUCUAUUGAGAGCGCCAGAAAUUGAGUAGAGAAUCGAAAAAUAAAUUCAAAUUUUUUUGUCUAUCAUACAACAUGUUGUCGUAUUUGGAGGCACAGGACUUUCAGGACAAGGAAAUGCGAUGCGCCUUUAAUUUCGUCAAUGCCAGACGCAAUGCACAGCUGCUCAAGAACGGGUAUCAGCCGCCUUUGGCAGUGCGCACGGGCACAUCCAUCGUGGGCAUCAUCUACCAGGAUGGGGUCAUACUCGGUGCCGACACCCGCGCCACUGAGGGACCCAUUGUGUCGGACAAGAACUGCUCGAAGAUACAUCGCCUGCAGGAUCACAUCUUCUGCUGCGGAGCAGGCACCGCCGCUGACACGGAACAGAUGACGCUGAUGACAUCCGCUGAGCUGGACCUGCAUGGCUUGAAUACGGGUCGCCAGGUGCCGCUGAUCUGCGCCAGCAUGAUGCUGCGGCGUACACUGUUUCGUUACCAGGGUCACAUCAGUGCCGCCCUAGUCAUGGGCGGGGUGGACAAGUAUGGGCCGCACAUAAACUGCAUUCAUCCGUGCGGCUCCAUCGACAAGAUACCCUAUGCAGCGAUGGGCUCUGGCACGCUGGCUGCCAUGGCUGUGCUGGAGCAGGGCUGGAGUCCCACUCUGAAUCUGGAGGAUGGCAAGCAGCUGGUGCGCAAGGCAAUUAGCGCUGGUGUGUUCAACGAUCUGGGCUCCGGCUCCAACAUCGAUCUGUGCGUGAUAACACGCGACGGAGCCGAGCAUCUACGCACGGAGACAAUAGCCAGCGAGCGUGGCGAGCGGCUGGCCAAGUAUUCCAUCCUGCCGAAUACGACGCUAGUGAAGAGCAUUUCUGUGCAGGACAUUGAUAUAUUCGACGAGCGCAUCUAUCGCCCCUCCUAUUCCAUUUCCGAGAUGCCCUCCAUCAGCCAGUCCGAGUCGCAAAUGGAGGACCCAAAACCGAAACCGAAGCCAAAGCCGAAACCAAACUCGACAGCUCCUCCCUAGCUCCAUAACAAUCAAUAUAUAUAUAUUUUGUAAUGCACAAAUUAAACCACAGGUGGCGCCAGUUCUCUUUUGUAUUUUGU
Molecule: messenger RNA, 1104 nt
Organism: Drosophila hydei
Lineage: Eukaryota; Metazoa; Arthropoda; Insecta; Diptera; Drosophilidae
Gene: Prosbeta2R1
Product: proteasome subunit beta type-7
Exons: 3
Coding region: 95-1024 (309 amino acids)
Cellular component (GO): proteasome core complex
Molecular function (GO): threonine-type endopeptidase activity
Source: RefSeq, a predicted model, not a curated record